Messenger RNA from Ostreococcus tauri, 951 nucleotides. RefSeq names its product unnamed product. The transcript is spliced from 2 exons. Lineage: Eukaryota; Viridiplantae; Chlorophyta; Mamiellophyceae; Mamiellales; Bathycoccaceae. The record is from RefSeq and is a predicted model, not a curated record. Bases 1 to 951 code for a protein of 316 amino acids.
AUGCGCGCGCGCACGUCCACCUCGCUCGGCGUCGACGCCGACGUCGCCCGCGUCGUCCGCACCGCGCACCGCGCGUCCAUCGCUCGCAGACGCGCGUUGAGAACGCCCGGGGCGAUCGCGAGCGCAUCUAAUAACAAUCGUCGCGAGAGAUCAGAAGACGCGCCCGCGACGGCGAGAACACCGAACGGCGGCGGUGCGCGAUCGUUCGUCGGCGCGUCAUUUUAUGAGGAUCCGUACGACACCCGGGGCGGCGGCGCGGCUCGAGGGAUGGCGACGGCGAGGGAGCUCGCGAGCGCGAGACGCGGGUUAUCCGGACCGAUGUCGCGCGCGGCGCGGAGAGCGAAGGGCGCGAUGCGACCGGCGGACGGCGCGAGGAAGAGAAAUCGAGCGGAAGAGGCGAUCGAUCGUCGACGCGCGUUGGAACGCGAGAUGCGGGGCCAGUUGCUGGAGACGGAGGUGAAACGCGAGGUGGAGUCGCUCGUGAAGCAGCGGGCAAAAAAAGCGUUGGAGUGCGAACGGGUCGAUUUGCGCGAUGGGAGUGUUUUGUUCAAAUUUAAGGUUUCGCCAGUCGCUGAGACGGUGACUGUCGAGGAGACGGAGAGAGUGACGAUGGAAGUCGAGCGUCGACUGUGGGGCGAUACUCGGACGAAUGAAAACGUCGUUGUUCGCUGGAUGAUGACGGUUCGCUACCUCGCGAGCACGCUCGGUGCCGAAAACGCCGUGAUGUACGUCGCGUCCACGCCCUUCAGAAUCACGUUUUGGACUCUCGCGUACGCCCUGCGCUCCAUCUUUUGGAUCGUCACCGGUCGCGGCUCGGUGCGCCCGAGCGGACGUGCGAAGCGCCAGCUCAAGCAAAUCAACACCAUCGUCGCCACCGGUCCCGACCGCGGGUUCAACCCGUUCGGAAGCGCGCCGCGAGGACUGAACAACCGCGACUGGCGCGCCGCGUGA